GAGUGAGUGAGUGCUCCCGCUGCAACGCUCGGUCGUCCGGUCGACGCAAGAAGAGCUGUGGUAAUAGCGCCAGUAGCAACAGCCAUUUCGUGAGCGAAUGCUGCUGAUAGUGGUACUCGUCGUCGUAAUAAUAUAUCCAUAUGAGAAAUGACUGCGUGUCGCGUUAAUGCAUAGAAGACAAAAAUCAAUAUCAAAAACAACGACGACGCAAACCUGUCCAUGUAUUUCCCUGGUGGAGAAGUUUUUUACGGCGACCGAUGUUGAUGCUCGUUACCAUCAAGAACUCCCGUUGCGAGCUGGCUGUGACGCAUGCAACCGCGUGUGCACACUCAGACAGAUGCCUGCAUACCAUUUCAGCAUCGUGUUAACGAUAACAACGUUACCGACGGCGACGACGAUCAAUAACAGUGAAUGAUAUACCACUACUGCUACUGGCAGUGGUAACAGCAGCAGCAAAACAAGCGACGGCUAACGAACAUAAAACGGGUCCCAAAACGGUUCAUUUGUCAAAAUAAAAUAAAGACGAAGGAAAAAAGAGGGCUGCCGUUGUUGCCGAGCUGUCACUCGGUUCCGCCCGUUCAUCACUCCGGCGCUGUGGACGUAAAUGCUCCUCAGUGCGUGUCCGCGUGUAUUUGUACGUGUGCCUGUACGUAGUCAACAACACCACUAACAUCGGUAGCGGCACAAUCCGUCAAAACAGCAGCAGAAGCGAUUAAUUAGUGAAUAACUGGUGAUUAAUGAGUAGUGGUAGUGGUAGUCAUUCUAGUGUGGAGUGGAGGAAUGAAGCUUAAUGAGGUGCAUACUCAUUGCUCUGUCUCUUUCAGUCGUGUUUGUGUCUAAGCAGAAGUGUCUCCCGUUGUUGCCGGCCUGCAGGUGUAACGUAUGCGAACCACGAACGCCGCUAUCAACGUACUUUGGUGGCGUCAAUUCAGUAUUGCUGUAAUACGUGGGUCAAAUCGGUGCGACAACAGCAGCCUCAGGUGCGCUGCUUGGAUUUACAUCGAUUAGACCAAUAAUAACAACAAUAUAAAUUCACGAUUAUCACUUGGAUACAUUAUACACUCUUUUUUGUUCACGCUGUUCUCUCCAUUCGUCUUUGUGCCUGUGUGUUCUAGUGGGGUGAUUGUUGUGCGGGUGUAUUAUUGUUGUUGUUGGCGUGCCGGCUUAGUACGUCAUCCGUCGCAGACUCUGGAAAGUUUCCCUUUACCCGAGGAAAACCGCCCCCCGACAGAGGUAAUGGUGGACGCAGGACGUGUUUGAGAAGAUGACCGUCGCGCUCAGAGGGAGGCGAGCGGCGUUGCGAGUGAACAGCACAAGCCCUCCAUUGAGACAGCGUGAACAAAUCUGUCUGUACGAUGCAGACAACGGAAAACCCACUAGCAGAAAAGAACUACUUCUCAUCCUUCACCCUACAACUACAAUAAUCUUCUAUAGCAGAAGCUGUCAGCGGUUGAACGGCGGGAUUCAAAGUCAAAGUGUUUCUGCUAUCUGUAACUGCUCCAACAAUCGCGAUCUUUAUAGCUGGAGCAAUGAAGGACAAUUUGUUUUUGAGCCUGUGGCUAUCGUUGCAGCGCGUACAAAGAACUGUGUAAACCAUAACAGCUGUACUUCGACGACGACGACGACAACGAAAGUCGCCAUUACUGUUGAUCCCCUGAGGAGUUGUCGACGGAACCGGCAAAUAGCGUCUCUCCUGAAUCCUAACACAAGCAACGGCAGCAGACAGCUUGGUAAAAACAGUUACAAUUUCAUCAACAGUUGCGAAGUGCACUUCUAACACAGUAUUUUCUGCUGUAUAUUGCUGAAAGAAGAAGUGGCAAACCACCUCCUACUGCGGAUAGAAAGGCACUUCGAAAUUUCCUUCGUCAUAGAAGCGAAAAGGGUUGCUUCUCGCUUUUCUCAAAGGGGCAGCCGUUACACGUGCGCAUACGCACAGACACAUAUACACACAAGUGUUGUUGUGCCGUGGAUGAGACAGAUAAAGAGACGAAUAAGCGAGCGAGGAGACGUGCGUGCUAGGUAAUUUCUGCCGAAGGAAAUAGGGAAAACGGAUUCACGAGUAGUGGUGGUGAUACAUACCACUGACACCAGAAACACGAUGAACACAAUGGAAUUAAUGAACAGAAAUGUGAUCUGGGGUCGUGAGAAGACUCGAGGGGUCUUACGGUCUAUUGGAAUCGAACUCUUUGUCGGUCUGUUUCUCUUAUGUUUGGCUGCUGAGACCGGUAAUGCCAGUGAAGAAGCCACAACUGAAGACUUGCUUCUACCUAUCCAGUUUAACGAUGACGGAUCAAAAAUAUGUCCAACAGUAGAAAUCAGAAACAACCCGUCGAACUUUGAACAGCUUCGAAAUUGUAGUGUCAUCGAAGGCAAUCUUGUUAUCGCUGUACUUCAAUACCGAAAUCCGAAGAAGCCUGAUGAGCCCGAUAAUCUAAACUAUAGCUUUCCUGAGCUCCGCGAGAUAACCGGUUACGUGGUAGUAUUUCGCUCGCAUCUGAACAACAUGACCCGACUUUUUCCGAAUCUAGCUGUUAUCAGGGGAAUGGAUCUAUUCGUUGGUCAAUAUGCGCUGGUCAUCUACGAAAACCCACUCAUGACAACGUUGGGUUUGAGGAGUUUAACGCACAUCAUGCGCGGAGGCGUUCGAAUUGAAAAGAAUAAUCGCUUGUGCCACGUGGAUAGUAUCGAUUGGUCUCAGAUCACGCAAGACCCGUCAGCACCUCCAGUAGACAACAUCUACAAUCGAGAUCGGAGCAUCUGUCCUGGCUGUCAGAGUAGCUGUCCUCCGGACAAAACAGGACAGAGUUACCUUUGCUGGAACUACGAAACCUGUCAAAAAGUGUGCCUAUGUCAAAGUCAAAAUGCAACCUGUACAGAUGAUAUGAAGACGUGCUGUGAUAAGCAAUGUCUUGGAGGCUGCAAGAGCCCGAAUGGCACGCAGGACUGUUAUGCCUGUCAGAAGUAUCGAUUUAAAGGACGAUGUGUUGACAAAUGUCCUAGUAACACGUAUGCGUUGAAUGGGCGACGAUGUGUAAGCGAGACCGACUGCAGAAACUAUACGACGGCGCUCGUAAAACACUUUAAGGCAUUUAACGACAGUGCAACAGCUGAGUGCCUACCACAGUGUCCCGCUGGUUACACAACGAAGCAAGGUGCGCCCCACUCGUGCGAAAAAUGCAAAGGUCCCUGUCCACAUGUAUGCACCAUGAAUCGUGCGAUUAAAUCUAUUCAUGACGCCAAGUCACUUAAAGGCUGCACUAUAAUCAAUAGUGGGCUGAAUAUCGAGAUCACUUCUGGCGUAGGAGUGUCUACGGCUCUUGAAGAGUAUUUGGGUAAUAUCGAGGAGAUCCAAGGCUACCUAAAAGUGGCCCGAACACCUUCCCUAGUUUCGCUUGCUUUUUUCAAGAAUUUACGGCUCAUAAACGGUACCCAAGCGGCCACCAACUAUUCAGUCCUUGUGCAGGACAAUGCCAACUUGCAGGAGUUUUGGGAUUGGAAAACCAAGCCCAAUUUCAGAAUCAAAACAGGCAAGCUCUACUUCCAUCACAACCAAAAACUCUGCUAUAAGACCAUCGAAACCUUCAAGAACAACUCGGGCCUUUCAGCCCUUGUACUAAAGGACCAGGACGUUAGCGAACGAACAAACGGAGACCGCAUGCCCUGCGAUGUUGUCGAACUGCCGAUGAGGAUCCAUAAAAUUCGUGCGAAGAAGUGUUCCGUUGAAUGGGAUACGCACAUUGAAAACGUGUUCGAAGACCAUAGGCACCUGCAUACGUACACGGUGUUCUACGCGAGAGUUGCCGAAGACGUAAAUGUGACGGUAUUUGAUGGUCGUGAUGCCUGCGGCUCAGAUGAUUGGUCGACUGCCUAUAAGGACCUCGACGCAAUGCGGUCGGAAUCGGCCGGCAAAGAAGAGAUUGAAUUGAAUGAUCUUGAGCCCUUUUCGCGUUAUGCUGUUUAUGUGAAGACUGAGAUGCUCAUUGAAUCAAGCAAAGCCGCGCAGUCCAAGAUUCAGUAUUUCCGAACGAAGAUGGGACCACCCAAUCUGCCGCGAAAGAUUUACGUAGAUUCAACUACUCCUCAUGACAUGGACAUUCGAUGGGACCCCCCUGAUAAACCAACCGGAAAGGUCGAGUGGUACCUCGUCGUUGGAUUGGUCCAGCAAGAUAUCGAUGCCUAUAUGACACGCCGAGAUUUCUGCACAGACCACGUCUAUUCCCCUCACCCCACGACUGCACCCAAAACAGAGAAGUCGAACGCCACCCUUGGGGUUCUUGACUGCAGUAAAUGUAAGUGUGAUGCGCGACUGCGAAAAACGCUGAGCCGCCAAGAAAAACAAGAAGCCAUGGAGUUUGAGGAUGAGCUGCACGAUCUUAUUUUCCGUAAAAGAGGGAAAAAGAAAUCUGGACGUCAUAAGCGGAGCGUUCCGGAGAACGCGAGUAAAGAACCCAACGACCUAGAUGAUCAGACGACGACCGCGACAUCGACGAAAGUCUCACAAAACUCACUAACUGCGAUUGAGGAAAACUGGGGCAACAUCCCUGACCACUACAAAAAUUGCUCAAGCAAUAUAGAGGAUGCUUCUAGCUUCUGUCGCUGGAUUAGGGGCGAUCGAACUUCGGUUUCUAAUCUAAGGCACUUCACAAAUUACAUCAUCGAGGUAGCCGCUUGUCAUUACCAAAGUGAAAUGUCAAGCGAUGAAUCUUGCCAUUUUGAGACUGAAGUAAACAUUGACGGCAAACUCGUAAAGACGUGCUGUUCCAAACCUCAACGAGUUGUCCAACGUACCCUUAAGCUGCGCGGAGCGGACGAUGUCGACAUUUCCACACUUCGCGUUGAACAGCGAGGAGUUCCGGCGAGUGGCGGGAAUGUUACCUUGGAAGGAGAACACGCAGCCAGUGCGGGAAACCUCGGUGAAGGCAAUGUCUUUGUGACCUGGGAUCCUCCACCACGUCCAAACGCUUUCAUUGUCAGCUAUACACUAGAGUACAUAAGAGACGUUGAUGGAGCUAAGGCCAUUCAGAUUUGUAUCAACCAUAAGGAAUACCAACAAGUGCACGGUCGUGUACUGGACAGUUUAGGAGCCGGCAACUACUCGUUCCGGGUGCGUGCCACGAGUUUGAGUGGAGCUGGCAAUUGGACCCGGUACGAAAGUUUCUACGUACGCGAUACAUCUGAGGGCCAGCGAUACGUGACGCUGUUUGUCUCGAUCGCGAUCAUCUUUCUUGUCAUAUUUGGGGUAGCCUCAUUCGGGGUUUACCACUAUGCAAAGAGGAAGCUGAACCGAGGUAUUCCUGAUGGCGUGCUAUACGCUUCGAUGAAUCCAGAAUAUCUGAGUACGUCGUACGAGCCUGAUGAGUGGGAGGUUCAACGAGACAAGAUUCAGCUACUCAAUGAGCUGGGUCAAGGCUCAUUUGGAAUGGUGUACCAGGGAAUUGUAUACGAAUUAAACGGCGUUCCAGAAACGGAUUGCGCAGUCAAGACAGUCAACGAAGGCGCCCAGAUACAUGAGAGAAACGAGUUUCUACAAGAAGCGUCAACAAUGAAACGCUUCAAUUCGUACCACGUUGUCAAAUUACUAGGUGUAGUUAGUAAGGGCCAGCCGGUGUACGUCAUUAUGGAACUAAUGUCAAAUGGCGAUCUGAAGAGUUAUUUGCGCUCCCACAGGCCUGACCAGGGAGAGGCCCCGAAAGGCGAUCCCCCUACGUACCGCCAAGUAGUUCAGAUGGCUGCCGAAAUUGCAGACGGCAUGGCAUAUCUUGCGUCGCUUAAAUACGUUCAUCGGGACUUGGCAGCUCGAAAUUGUAUGGUAGCAACUGACCUCACCGUUAAAAUAGGUGACUUCGGCAUGACCCGCGAUAUCUAUGAGACAGACUACUACCGCAAAGGGGGAAAAGGCCUGCUGCCGGUCCGCUGGAUGAGCCCCGAAUCUCUCAAAGAUGGCAUAUUCACAACACAAGGCGACGUGUGGAGUUAUGGUGUUGUUCUUUGGGAGAUGGUCACCCUGGCCACCAUGCCUUAUCAAGGCCUGAGUAAUGAGCAGGUGCUCAAGUGGGUCAUUUCGCGCCACAUUAUGGAACGACCAGAUAACUGUCCGGAUAAGUUGUAUAAAAUCAUGAAGCUAUGUUGGCAGUACAUGCCGAAAACGCGACCAAAGUUCACCGAUAUUGUCUCCAUGCUGUUGGAUGAGACGCACGAUAGAUUCCAAGAGGUUUCAUACUACACAACAACGUUUCGAGGAACGAUGCGCCCCGAAGAAAAUCUCGAGGAUCGGCAAGGCACGUCAGGAGAAGGCACGCCCCUCGUUGUGGCACAGUCACACAAAAAUGGCGGAGGACUCGCUUCUAUCCGCGAUCACAAAUCUCCCAGAGGGCCGGACGCCGCCGGACACGACAUAGCCGAUCUUGAUGAAGAGAGCAAUCUUUACAUUUCGGACGACGUUAUCUCAGACGGUGAGGGCGAAGAGAGCGGUGGCGAGAACUCGGAUAGCAGUGAGAGACAUCCGAGGCACAAAAACACUCCGAUGUCGUCGUUAACAAAGCACAACAACAGCGACUAUGGCAGCGAAAAGAGUCCGACAAUCGUUCCAUUACUAAGCGAACGGGAAGCGAUCGGAGAUGGUCCGCCUGUUGUCAUGUUGACACCAGCGCCGCGACCGGCGCAAAGUAGCGGAUUCACGUCGCUCGCUGGUCUGACACCGAUUGUGCAGUCGUUUGCGCCUUCAGAUGGCAACGGUAGCACUGCAGCAAGCAGCGUACCAGCUGUUAAAGCUGUCGGUGGAAAAGUCCUUACUACGAACCAGAACGGAACACUUCCAACAACAGCAAAUGGUCGCGCCUACAUCCCACUCCAUGGCAACAAUAAUCGUACAACGGCUUGCUAACUCCCGCUGCUAUCCCUCCCCCCCCCCCCCCCCCCAAGCACUUCGCGCUUUGAACAACGGGAAGCCUCGGUAGCUAGGAUCUGAUGUAAAUCACCACCAUCAUCGUUAAGCGCGCAGUUUAAAGACGCGUCCCGAGAAACAGCUAUAGGCAUACGAAACAACAGGCAGGUUUUGUUCCGGUAUGCACUAUGCAUAAGUUAGAAGAAGAAACUACGGAUCAACAAAAAGCUAGACAAACAUGUUCAGAGGGGCGGAGACGACCAACAAUGACGCGGUAACCGCGGCAUUCGGCACAUUAUUGAUCCAGGUCCAUUGGAGUUGCGUCUAAUUUUCGCAACGUUGACUCAUCUACGUGCAAUAGAUGCAGUCAACGUGAGUCAACUCGCUGCGAUAAUGCUCAUUUGAUAUCACUGGCGGUGGAUAUUGACUAAGAACGGACAUUUCGCUCGAUCCGGACGAUUUUGGUGAACUACCAUUCAUCAGCAGUCGCAGCAAACACAGCAACAAGUGCGCAGCAGUAACGCUAAAAAAUUUGCGCUGCCCCGUUCCUCGUCCUUUUCUUUGACGUCUUCCUCUCGUGUGUUAUCAUCUCGUGGGGGAAGAGUGAACUUCAUCAUCAUCAUCACUGCCAAUCUUCUUGUUGCCUUUGUUGUUGCUGUCAGCAGUGCUUCAUGUGAUAUUUUACUACUAUUAUUAUUUAUAUUGAAGUUUGUAUUAUUCAUGAAGGGAGAACAUAUAUGGUAAGCUUGAUCGUCCUAGGUAUGACUGAAGAGGGUAUUACAUACAGUACAGGGUUCGAUAAAAAGGCGAAUGAGGAUAAAACAGCAAACGGAAUGAGAGACACUGCGCGGUUUUAUUCAAUGAAAUGAUCACCGUUAGGUUGGCAGCGAUUCGCAGACUUCAUAUUAAGUCUAGGAAUUAAGAAUACCAGCUAGUUGUCCGUACCACAUAUACGGUGAUUGCCAUGUAUGGUGUAUGUAUGAUGUUCGUAGAUGGCUAUGUGGUGCUCUGUGUGCUUCAAAAUAUAUAAGGCAAAACAAAGAAUAAACCCUUGACAUCCCUCUGAUAAGCAGACUAUCAGAGAGACGCAAAUUAUCAACAGCGAAAAUGUGCUAAGGAUUUCACGGUUGAGAUGCUCAUGAGUGCUUCUGCUCGUGAUUUAACAACCACUGACUGAGGAAGGAGAGAGUAAGAAGUGAUCAAAUGUAGCAUCGAAUCAGCCCUUGCUGUGUGAUGGCGGUAACAGAAAUAAAUUAACGAAUCUGACUAUGGCGUUUACAGAACCGUUGCUAACCAUCACUAUGAGACUACAAGACUGCAGCGUACUGCUCGGAAACCGUUACGAGCCCCAUAAAAAGAGCAGGACAAGAUAUGAAACAGGAGUGCACACAUAACAAUGUAAGGGCUGAUUGAAUAGGUCCGGGAUGUGUAUAACUGUAUGCAAUUAUCGUUCAUGUGGAAAAGUUUGUCGGUCGGAAGUGGUGAGAACGGUACUCACAAAUAUCACUGGUGAUGCUAAUUUUAUUCGAGGUCUUAAACACAUGCGUGUGUAUAAAGUCCCUCCACGCACCAUCUACAUCUAGGUACGUAAAGGCCUAUCUCUAGCCUAAUGUGUAGACAGAUCCAGCGGAACGGACCCACUACGGAUCGCUAUGCUAAUACUAUACAUGUAUAUGUCUACUUGUACUUGCGAACCAAUGUGUGUGGAUCCUAUCUAACUGAUGCGUCUGAUCGCGUCGAGUAUAUAUGUAUAUUCAGAAUCUGUGUGAAUGUCGCCGAGUCUAUGUGUGCGUAGUUCCUUAUGCUAAUCAGUAUGAGUGUAGUGACUUUUAAGAGGACAAAAUUUACCAUGCUGUAUCGCAGAUGUGACAACAUGUAACCCGCGUAAAAGAACGAGAACAUAUUUACAAGUUAUAAGAUCUGAAUAAUUAUAAUAGUGUUGCUAUAUAUGAAGAUAUAUACACAUCGUACAUAGGGGAAAGCAGCACAUCAGCACAGCCCAUUACCAAUUCAGUGAUGCGUGCACGUCCUCCAAACUGAUGAAUCUGGUGCAAUACCUAUUCAUCGUUUGGAUCUCGCGUUGAAGUUCAGUGAUGCUUACGCAUGUGUUGUAUACUGUACUGUAUAUAUUCGAUUUUUCCUGCAGUCCUUACCCUAUCCUCCUAGUCUGCAACGAGACGAUAGGUUUCCCUUCGGUAAACAUUUGAUACCAAAUUCAAAUGCUCCGCUCUCUCUAACCGUUUAUUUUGAUUUUACCAAAAAGGCGCUGUAAACACGUUCAAGCUUAAGGCGGUGAGGCUUCUGAAUUAAGAUUGACUAGAUUACGUGAGUGCGAAAUGUAAUGCGACCUCAGUCGAUCGCCGCUGAAGGGUUUCUUGUAGGAUUAUUUUUUAUUGGUAAAUGUUUGUGUCUGACUUAUAUACGUACGCACAUCUCAUGCGUGCUCUCAAUGUUCGCGAACUCAUUAGUUGAUUUGGUAAGUUAGUGUACGUUGACACCAAAUAAUUUCUCUGAAUGCCUUCAAUUGUCCCAAAAGAACAUAGGUAUGCAAUAUAUUUUAUAUCCGAAUAUUGCAAUGAUAACCGGGGCAACUCGUUAAAUGUUACCAUCAAUGUCGGAUCGACCCGAAGAGCUGCAGCGAAAGCCUUGACCACUAUUCGGGGAUUGGUCUUCUAAAAUUCUAAACGAAAAAAAAGGAUGUAUAUAGCAGAAUACGCAAACUUGUUUUAGUCGAAGCGCAUUGCUCAUCUCCUAUGAAAAUUAAUAAGCACACAUACAAUUAUAAAACUAAUUUUCGUACAUGCCGCCAAUUACCACAGGUGUUGCGAGAAUAUAUUCGCUAGGACCUGGAUGUGCUGCAGUAGUUUCGGAUCGCUACUGCCCAAAUUGGUGCUGCCUGUAUACAUCAUGUUAAAAAAAAAAAACGUCUGAAAGAGCCAUGUUUGGUACUCUAAAUAAUUGUUGUCUGUCUUAAUUUAUUGCUUAUCCGAUCGACUGAAAUCAAUUAGUUCGGUUUGUCUUCAUAAGCAUUUUAACGAUGGCGGUCAUUCCGAUUUCCUCUCAAGGGUAAUCUGGAUAAUGUGCAAGACUGGAUUUUUAUAUUUUGUCUAGGAGGAUGCGCCGUUGUUAGGCACAACUGGUCCUUCGAAUCGAAGAUGAACACGACAACGAGACAUUUUAAGCCUUAAAUCUGGUCUAGCGACACAGACUGUAAAAAAUGCCGUUAAACUGUAGUCGACAAUUGCAUUUAUUAUGUUCAUAAGUUAAUUUGUUCUCGUUUUGUACUUCAUUUUGUAUAACGUUUCCCUUUAGUAAUUUGCGUCUAGCAAUUUCUUACAAAUUGUUUAAUAAUUUAUAAGUAUUUAGAGAAGACGUUCUUUUAGGAUCGAAUUGCAGUGGAAGAGGUGUGAGGUCCUGCCUGUCUCAAUUUGUAGUUUGGCGUAGAAAACAGAGUGAAAGGCUUAUGACUACCCCAAACGACGUGCAUCGCAAAUCAAGCCAGUGCUUUGUUUUUCAACGGCAGAUCGUUACAAGUUGAAACGCAAACGGAAGAUCUUUUCCUGGUAGAUAUUGUCGGUUGGAUAGUUGAAUGCAUUGAACACACUGGCGCAUCUUUCAAAAAAAACUCUCGUACAUAUCUGUCCCGAGACGAGAACGCGACGUACUCAGCGAAGACAGCACGCCAUUACCUCCGGUCAAUCGAUAGUUGAGUGACAUUUCGUGUUAAGUAGUAAAGCCAACAACAAUGCUAUCACCACGAUUGAUAGAUACCGAGAAGUGGACAACUCGUGACGCUUUGAGGCGCACUCGAGUGGCUCAUCCAUGACACAUGUAGAUAGCAUCAUCAAAAAAAAAUUAAUAAAUCGGCCAGCAGGCAAAGAUAGCCACAAAACCCUGACUACCGUUAAUAAGAUUAAAAGAGCAAAAGAGGAAUACCAUUAGAAACACAGUCGAAGACCGGAAUGAUGGCUGAGUGCGGCUGUCACAUGAAACUGACAUCGCUAGCUGAAGCGCUGGGGCUCAUCGAUAGUUUCUUCCUUUCUACGGCGGGAAGAGAGUUUGAUGAUCGCAGACAUCAUGAAGGUAAACCUUGGGAGGGAUACGAAUUUGCGAAUAGAUAAGUGAUCACAGACAAAUGACAACAAGCG
Messenger RNA from Varroa destructor (honeybee mite), 11031 nucleotides. RefSeq names its product insulin-like growth factor 1 receptor. Gene Ontology annotation, cellular component: axon; insulin receptor complex; plasma membrane. Gene Ontology annotation, biological process: protein phosphorylation; cell surface receptor protein tyrosine kinase signaling pathway; positive regulation of kinase activity. Lineage: Eukaryota; Metazoa; Arthropoda; Arachnida; Mesostigmata; Varroidae. Gene Ontology annotation, molecular function: insulin receptor activity; ATP binding; insulin receptor substrate binding. The record is from RefSeq and is a predicted model, not a curated record.